AUGAACCAGAAAGUAUUUGUUCUGAGGCUAGCCUCACUCGGCAUUUACCACCACCCGAUGUUGUGCAUGCUCAGAAGGAGAAGAACUAUCGGGACGUUGAUGAGCAGCUGCACCAAGCACAGCUGCUUUUGGAGGAUCAGACAACCAGGGAGAAGGAGUUUCUCCGAACUCAAGCAUUGCAGGCCAAAGAGGUCGCUUCUGGUCGCUGGGAUCAGCACCUGAGAGCUCAGGAAAUAGCAGCAGAACAAGAAUUUCAGAAGGCUCUAGCUCAGCUACAUGAGUCAGCUCGGCAAAUGCGGAUAAAGUUGGAGGAGCAGGCCAAUCAUUUGGUAGUGGAGUACCAAGCUCGCAGAACCCAGGAGGAGAUCAACAGACAUAAACACGAAGUGGAAAUGCAUCACUGGGAGG
Cladocopium goreaui is the source of this 408-nucleotide messenger RNA. The record is from the annotation of a GenBank genome assembly. Lineage: Eukaryota; Dinophyceae; Suessiales; Symbiodiniaceae.